Messenger RNA from Diuraphis noxia (Russian wheat aphid), 4197 nucleotides. RefSeq names its product oxoglutarate dehydrogenase Nc73EF (gene Ogdh). Gene Ontology annotation, molecular function: oxoglutarate dehydrogenase (succinyl-transferring) activity; thiamine pyrophosphate binding. NCBI's taxonomy places the organism in Eukaryota, Metazoa, Arthropoda, Insecta, Hemiptera, Aphididae. Gene Ontology annotation, biological process: tricarboxylic acid cycle. The record is from RefSeq and is a predicted model, not a curated record. Gene Ontology annotation, cellular component: mitochondrion; oxoglutarate dehydrogenase complex.
GAGUGCUGAAGUGCACAACGUUUACCGUCUUGUCGGUCGUCGCGCUCAUGUCCCCGUGCGUGAUACAGUAGUUCGCGCGCGUGAUAAUAGCGUUACACUACACCGUUUUCGCUCCUGUCACUCACUUGAAACUCUCUCUCUCUCUCUCGCUCACAAUACACCAGCAGCCUGCAGCUGCCGUUAAUAUAUUUUCCUUUUUUUUCCACGUCGUUUUCGGCCGGUCCAAGGACUUCCGUGGCCAUCACACCUCUUCGACGUACGUACACAAGCACUACGACUUCUCUGCGCGUAAUUAUUUAUUUUAUUUUAUAUCCGUCACGUUGCCGGUCAGUAACACAGUUCGUGGUAUCGAUACCUAUUGCCUGGCCAUCGCAAUAAUAUAUUCACGACCGUUCACUGCUCAGUAGUCAGUAGUCCACGACACAGCUGUUCGUUCGGUCGUGUACGGUAACCUACGCUCGAGGAAAUUUCAGGCAAUAUCACAGUGUCGCACCUGAACGUCCCGAACCCCAUGUAGCUCGCGCCGAGACACGAUACGCCCGUUAAGAGGUUUUCGAUUUUUUUGUCGUAAUCAAUUCUCUUAAUUUUUUUUUUUCGCGCGCGCGUCAACUGACUGCGACGUCGACGACGACUACACGCUUUCCAACAGUAGACUACAUUAAUUCGUCAUCGAUCCGGCGACACAGUCGUCAGGCACACACGAUAUCAUCCACGGUACCAUCGAUCACGCUGUUCUCGUCGUCCGAACGCAGAAAAAUAAUGCAUCGAGCCCAGUCAGUUGUAAAUCAAUUAGUUCCUUGUGUGCCACAAAUCGUUGGCAGACAAAAAUUUGCAACAUGGUUAAUUGGACCUAAAUCUAGAUCUCUGAUAAGAGCUACUCAAUCAUUACCCGUUACAGAAAAUAAGUAUUCAACUAAUGUUAACCAAGAGCAAUUUCUCAAUGGUACUUCAGCUUCUUAUAUUGAGGAUAUGUACAAUGCAUGGUUAGCAGAUCCUAAAAGUGUCAAUGUUUCUUGGGAUACUUUUUUUAAAAACUGUAAUGCUGGAGCUCAGCCAGGUGCAGCAUAUCAGCCACCACCAUCAUUGUCUCCACCAGGAAGAAAUGAAGUAUUAUUGUCUAGUUUAUUACCUGGAGUACAAAGUACAACAGCUAUUGGCGGAGUAUUUAGUGAAAAAAUGAUUGACGAUCAUUUGGCAGUACAAGCGAUUAUAAGAUCAUAUCAGAUACGAGGACAUCAUAUUGCACGCCUCGAUCCUUUAAAUUUAAGUAAAGUCGACCAAGAUGAUAGACUUCCUCAAGAAAUUUUAUAUGGUUGCUAUCCUCCAUUUGGCAAACCACCCGAUAAUACUACGUAUUCUCAACACCUUCAGAAUAAAGUAGCCGAAUUAAUGGAUGAAGCUGAUAUGGAACGUGUAUUCAAACUACCGUCUACAACAUUUAUUGGUGGCAAAGAGAAUGCAUUACCAUUAAAAGAAAUUUUGAACCGUUUGGAAAACACAUAUUGUCGUUCAAUUGGUGUUGAAUUUAUGUUUAUUAAUUCAUUGGAACAAUGUAAUUGGAUUAGACAACGAAUGGAAACACCUGGUAUAAUGGAAAUGGAGAAAGAUCAAAAAAGGCUUAUAUUAGCCCGACUUACUCGAGCCACUGGAUUUGAAUCUUUUUUGGCUCGUAAAUGGUCAAGCGAAAAACGGUUUGGCUUAGAAGGGUGUGAAAUUUUAAUACCAGCAAUGAAACAAGUUAUUGAUAAGUCUACUGAGUACGGUGUAGAAUCAAUUAUUAUGGGUAUGCCUCAUCGUGGAAGGUUAAAUGUUUUAGCAAAUAUCUGUCGUAAACCUUUAAGUCAAAUAUUUACACAAUUUGCUGCAUUGGAAGCUGAAGAUGAUGGAUCAGGAGAUGUUAAGUAUCAUUUAGGUACAUACAUAGAACGUUUGAAUCGUGCAACAAAUAAGAAUGUGCGUCUAGCUGUUGUGGCUAAUCCAUCACAUUUAGAAGCUGUAGAUCCAGUGGUUCAAGGAAAAACAAGAGCUGAACAGUUCUAUAGAGGAGAUGGCGAAGGAAAAAAAGUUAUGUCUGUUUUACUUCAUGGAGAUGCAGCAUUUUGUGGUCAAGGUGUUGUGUAUGAAACAUUCCAUUUAUCUGAUCUUCCCGAUUAUACUACUCAUGGAACAAUUCACAUUGUUGUCAAUAAUCAAAUUGGUUUUACUACUGAUCCACGACAUUCACGAUCAUCGCCAUACUGCACAGAUGUUGCUAGAGUUGUAAAUGCUCCAAUUUUCCAUGUCAACUCUGAUGACCCUGAAGCAGUUAUGCAUGUCUGCAAUAUUGCUGCUGAAUGGAGAAAUGUUUUCCACAAAGAUGUUGUCAUUGAUCUUGUAAGUUACAGAAGAUAUGGUCAUAAUGAAAUAGAUGAACCGAUGUUCACACAACCUAUCAUGUACAAAGUAAUAAAAGAAACUCCACCAGUUUUAGACAAAUAUGCAGAAAAAUUAAUUGAAGAAAAAGUAGUUACAAAAGAAGAAGUUAAAGAUGUUUGGGAUAAAUAUGAUAACAUUUGUGAAGAAGCUUACGCAGCUUCACGAAAAGAAACUACUAUUAAAUAUAAAGAUUGGUUAGAUUCUCCAUGGUCUGGAUUCUUUGAGGGAAAAGAUCCAUUAAAAGCCUUAAAGUCUGGAGUAAAAGAAGAAACAUWAACUCAUAUUGGUAAACGAUUUUCAUCACCUCCUCCGAAUGCCGCUGAAUUUGUUAUACACAGAGGUAUUGAAAGAAUUUUAAAGGCGCGCAUGCAAAUGGUUGAAAAUCGUACUGUUGACUGGGCAUUGGGAGAGGCAAUGGCUUUUGGAUCUCUAUUAAAAGAUGGAGUUCACGUUCGAUUAAGUGGACAAGAUGUAGAAAGAGGCACAUUUUCUCAUAGACAUCAUGUACUUCAUCACCAACUUGUUGACAAAGCCACAUACAGACCGCUGUGCAAUUUAUAUCCUGAUCAAGCGCCAUAUACCGUAUGCAAUAGCUCUUUGUCUGAAUUCGCUGUGUUAGGUUUUGAAUUGGGAUUUUCGAUGACGAAUCCAAAUGCUUUGGUAUGCUGGGAAGCUCAGUUUGGUGACUUCAACAACACUGCUCAAUGUAUAAUUGAUCAGUUUAUUGGUUCUGGACAAGCUAAAUGGGUUAGACAGUCUGGUCUUGUCAUGUUACUGCCCCACGGUCUUGAAGGAAUGGGACCGGAACAUUCAUCAGCCCGACUUGAAAGAUUCUUGCAAAUGAGUUCUGAUGAUCCCGAUUAUUUCCCUCCAGAAAGCGAUGAAUUUUCUGUACGCCAAUUGCAUGAUAUUAACUGGAUUGUUGCAAAUUGUUCUACACCAGCUAGUUAUUUCCACAUACUUCGUCGUCAAAUAGCCUUACCGUUCCGUAAGCCACUAAUUAUAAUGACCCCUAAAUCUUUGUUACGUCACCCUGAAGCUAAAUCUAGUUUUGAUGAAAUGACUGAAGACACAGAAUUUUCAAGAAUAAUUCCAGAAAAGGGUACUGCUGCUGACAAUGCGAGCAAUGUUAAACGAUUAAUAUUCUGUUCUGGAAGAGUGUACUAUGAUUUAACCAAAGCAAGAGAAGAACAUAAUCUUGUGGAUACUGUAGCUAUUGCACGAGUUGAACAAAUAUCACCAUUCCCAUUUGAUUUAAUCAAAAAAGAAUGCGCUAAGUACCCUAACGCUGAUAUUGUAUGGUCACAGGAAGAACAUAAAAAUCAAGGACCCUGGCCUUAUGUGCAACCAAGAUUUCACACAGUAUUGAACAACACCAAAACUGUUAGGCCAUCUAUUAAACAUUCUGAGGGAUUUUUUUCACAAAUAUUUUCUUCUCGUUCAAAUGAUGAUGUUAUAAAAACAAGUUUAUCCAACCAGAAAAAUUCAACUCAAAGUAUUAGUUAUGCUGGACGACCAACAGCGGCAUCAUCUGCAACUGGUAGUAAAAUGCAACAUUUAAAAGAACUAAAAGCACUUCUUGAUCAGUCAUUCGCAAUUUGAAAUUAGUAAAUAAAACAUAAAUAAUUAAAUGUCAACAUAAUAUCCAAGUAUGUGGUAGAUGUUAAUAUGUUAAAUCAAAUUCUCUGUAUCCUUACAACAUAAUAUGCUAACACUUUGUGUAUGGUUAAAACUUAUACAUACAUUGUAUUAAAAAUUGUUAAUUUAUUAUUAAAUAAAAAU